Molecule: messenger RNA, 2656 nt
Organism: Protopterus annectens (West African lungfish)
Lineage: Eukaryota; Metazoa; Chordata; Ceratodontiformes; Protopteridae
Product: somatostatin receptor type 5-like
Exons: 2
Coding region: 724-1845 (373 amino acids)
Biological process (GO): cellular response to glucocorticoid stimulus; regulation of insulin secretion; neuropeptide signaling pathway
Cellular component (GO): membrane; neuron projection
Molecular function (GO): somatostatin receptor activity; neuropeptide binding
Source: RefSeq, a predicted model, not a curated record
CAAUUUUAUGAGAAACAAUUCAAACAUCUGAAGCAAAAAUCUAGACAGUUUAGAGAUAUGCAUACACUGAUAUAUAAAAACGGCUAUAGCCAUAGUAUGUCACCCUCACCCUUAGUUGGUUGCUUGCUUUUCAUUUAGUGCAGAGCUUAUGUCAGAAUGCACUAGCUGCAUUUAGAGUUUCAAGUAAUCCUGGAAAAAGUGUCAAGACACAGAAAAUCUGUCAAUGUGCUAAAUGACACCCAUACGUUUCUGUUUACAGCUGGACUUGGAAGGUUUCUUUUCAGUUAUACAGUUAUACAGCUGGCACAGAUGCUUCAGUUAUUGUCCGUAAGGAUUUGUAGAGUUGCAAAACAGCAUCUAUUAAAGCAGUGAAAAUACAGCACUCGGUACGAUAAAACACGCUUCUACCAAUUAAAUUGGGUUACAUGUAGCCAGUGGAAACAUUUGAUGUUUUCUGGAGCGUUUAAGGUGGGAAGAGAAAAUUUCCCUAAGAAGGUCAUAAUAAGGACAGUUGCUGCAACUCUGAAGCAAAGGAGUUAAAUAACCAGUUGCUCUGAAGAUACUUGUUGAUGCUUAAGCCAGCCAGGAAUGAUCGGUCUGUCUUACUUCCUCUAGAAAUGCUCACUUUAAACUGCGUAUUUCUUUUUGUCAGAAAAAGCACAUAACAAAAUCAUCAACGUUCCGGAACAAUAUGUUCAUCGUUUUCUGAGUGCAGUAGAAUUAAUGAGUGACAAGGUAAACAUGGACAAUUUCACCUCUCAGAGCUCUGGAUAUGAAGGCAGCAUAGUAGAAAGAAACUUAACUGAUUUCACCAACGUAACACACAAUGGAACAGAUAUUGGAUUAAAUCCAUCCAAUGUUGGCAGCAUCAUUAUAACUGUUACAUAUUUACUGGUGUGUGCUGUUGGUCUGUGUGGCAACACACUGGUGAUCUAUGUAGUUUUGCGUUAUGCCAAGAUGAAGACUGUCACCAAUAUUUACAUUAUGAAUUUGGCUAUAGCAGAUGAACUUUUCAUGCUUGGUUUGCCUUUUUUGGCCACACAAAAUGCUGUGUCUUACUGGCCUUUUGGCUCCUUCUUGUGUAAAUUUGUUACAACAGUAGAUGGAAUAAACCAAUUCACAAGCAUUUUCUGCCUGACUGUAAUGAGUAUUGAUCGCUACCUUGCUGUUGUUCAUCCAAUUAAAUCCACCAAAUGGCGUAAACCACAGGUUGCUAAAAUCAUUAAUGGCAGUGUUUGGACUCUUUCUUUCCUAGUUGUACUUCCCAUGAUAAUCUUUGCAGAUGUCCAAGACAGUUUGCACGCCUGUAACAUAAACUGGCCAGAACCAGUUAAAAUUUGGUCAACUGGAUUUAUAAUUUAUACUUCUGUUGUUGGAUUUUUUGCACCAUUGCUAGUGAUUUGUUUGUGUUACCUUUUAAUUGUUAUUAAAGUCAAAUCAUCUGGUUUGCGUGUUGGAUCAACCAAACGUAGAAAGUCUGAGAAAAAGGUCACUCGAAUGGUUGUCAUUAUUGUUGUUGUGUUUGUUUUUUGCUGGCUUCCAUUUUAUGUUUCAAAUGUUGUAAACUUAAUUGUUAUUAUACCAGAAGAACCUCCUUUUCAAGGACUAUUUUUCUUUGUUGUUGCACUUUCCUAUGCUAACAGCUGUGCCAAUCCAAUACUCUAUGGAUUUCUGUCAAAUAAUUUCAAACAAAGUUUUCGAAAGGUUUUGUGCUACCACAAAAGAAAUGGUGUUGAGGAUGGAGACCCAACUGAACAGAGACAAGAAAAAACACGUCUGCAGGAAACAUUUCUGUCUCAGAGAAAUACUGAAUUUAAUGGACAUAUGCAGACUAGUACUGUAUGAUACAAAGAAAUGAAAACAUAAAAAGGAAAUGGCUGUCAGCUUUCUGUGGAAAUGAAAAAAGUAAAGCAUCGUACAAUACAGCAUAUAAUUUAUCAUGUACCACAGUAUUAAUACACUAUAUUAAUGAUUAUAUAUCACAACUGCAGUAUUUGUGUCCAACAGAACAGUCAGUGAAAAAGCCUUGUUGUAGAUUUACAUGUCCUUUUAAAGAAAAUGCUUCAGUGGAUUAUGUUUCCCCUCAAAACAGCUAAUGCUUUAAUAAAUGUACAUGUUAGCAUGCAGUUCCUAUGACAGUGUAUGUUUGAGGCCAGUAGGUUCAUUUAAUUUGAUAACUUCAGCAGUUCAGCUGUUCAUUUGUGAAUACGCAUUCCAGCAAAUGUAAAACAGAUUGUGAAGCUAAUAUUUCAUGCAAUAUCUACAGUGUCAAGAAUUAUUGCACAUAAUUCAUAACAGGCAGUAGUGCAAGUUUUUCGGAAUCAGAGUUACUGAAAUAAUUAUGUAACACAGCAUUCUGAAUUGGAUUGCUUUGGAAAUUAUUGGGUUACUUUUUCUAGUUUGCAUAGGAUGUAAUACCUUUCUUCUAAUACCUGCAUAAUUCACAUGAAUAAAGUAAGGUUUAAUGCAAAGAGCAUACAAUACUUCAAUCAACUGAGAAAAAGUAAAAACAAAGAAGUCAGAAUCAACUCCCAGAGUAGUAAACUGCUGAACUACUGUAAAAUGCAAAAUAUUAUAUUUUUGUUUCUUUAGUCUGAUGGCAUAAACAAUUUCAUUAAGUUUUUAGAUGAAGAAUAAAGUAUCAGUUUGCAUAGUG